Molecule: messenger RNA, 3641 nt
Organism: Heteronotia binoei (common prickly gecko)
Lineage: Eukaryota; Metazoa; Chordata; Lepidosauria; Squamata; Gekkonidae
Gene: TMCC3
Product: transmembrane and coiled-coil domain family 3
Exons: 4
Coding region: 326-1816 (496 amino acids)
Cellular component (GO): endomembrane system
Source: RefSeq, a predicted model, not a curated record
ACUCCGCUUCCACUCUCGGCGCGCUCGCAGGGCUCGCCAGCGGCAGGCAGGCGCCCUCCUCCUCCUCAACUAGUUCCCCUUUCGGAGCGCGCGCGGAGCUCGUGCGCCGGGGAGAAAGGGCGGGCGGCAGCGGUGAGGGGGCCUUGCUCCAGCUCCAGUUCCCGGUGGGCUUUUGCUGAGGCCGGCGGCUGCCUGUCAGGCCGGUCGGAAGGGCUGAUUUGCUCUGCAAAGCGGCAGCACCCUGGCUCUCGGGGGAUCUACCCUGUGCGUGCCACACGCAUGUGCGAGCGAAGGCUCCGGGCUGGCAGCCGCUGCCUCGUCGGGCAUGAAAUGCGCGCUUCUGGGGCUGGCCAAAUCUCCUAGCAAGAAAGGCGCCGGUGAAUGGCCCAGGAGCGAGCGGGAGGAGGACCAGCCCGCCGGCGCCAGGAGCCCCAGCCGCUGCUUGCCCAACAUGCUGCGGAAGGUGGAAAGACAUGACAUGAAUACUCUCAGCUUGCCUCUUAACAUUCGACGAGGGGGUUCAGACACCAACCUCAACUUUGAAGUACCUGAUGGUGUGUUCGAAUUUCAAAAAGUAAAACUCAGUGCAGACAGCCUUAAACAAAAGAUUCUGAAAGUUACAGAGCAGAUCAAAAUAGAACAAACAGCUCGGGAUGGGAACGUGGCAGAAUAUUUAAAACUGGUGAACAGUGCAGACAAGCAGCAAGCUGGGCGAAUUAAACAAGUCUUUGAAAAGAAGAACCAAAAGUCUGCCCACUCCAUUGCCCAACUGCAAAAGAAACUGGAACAAUAUCACAGAAAGCUCAAGGAUAUUGAACAAAAUGGUUCCUCCAAAAAUACUAAGGAUACUUCCAAAGACAGUCUAAAGGAAAUUCAGCACUCUUUAAAAGAUACUCAUGGGAAAUCUCGUACUACAGGGCAGAGCAAUGAGACCAAGACAGGUGUUCCAGGUGUUUCCUUAACACCCCCGGUGUUUGUAUUCAGUAAAUCGAGAGAGUUUGCAAACUUGAUUCGGAAUAAGUUUGGUAGUGCAGACAAUAUUGCUCACCUGAAGAGCAGCUUGGAUGACUUCAGGCCUGAAACUAGUUCUAGGGCCUACGGUGGCAGUGCCACCAUUGUGGCCAAGCCAAAAUAUGCAAGUGAUGAUGAAUGCUCAAGUGCGACAUCUGGCUCAGCAGAUAGUAAUGGAAAUCAGUCCUUUGGCCAUGGUGGGACAAAUGCUCUGGUCAGCCAUGGAAAGCUUUCUAUGAUCUUGGAAGAGCUGCGAGAAAUAAAGGAAGCACAAGCCCAGUUAUCAGAAGAUAUAGAGAGUUUAAAAGUACAGUUCAAAAGAGACUAUGGUUUUAUUUCUCAAACACUGCAGGAGGAAAGAUACAGGUAUGAACGAUUAGAAGACCAACUGAAUGAUCUAACAGAUCUCCAUCAGCAUGAAACAGCCAACUUGAAACAAGAGUUAGCUAGUAUUGAAGAAAAAGUAGCAUAUCAGGCCUAUGAGCGGUCACGAGAUGUCCAGGAAGCCUUGGAGUCUUGCCAGACACGUGUUUCAAAACUGGAGCUCCAUCAACAAGAACAACAAGCCCUGCAGUCAGAAACUGUUAACGCCAAAGUAUUGCUUGGGAAAUGUAUAAACGUAGUCUUGGCCUUUAUGACUGUCAUCCUAGUGUGUGUUUCCACCAUAGCAAAGUUUAUUGCACCUAUGAUGAGGAGCCGUUUCCAUAUUCUCUGCACCUUUUUUGCAGUGACUGUCCUUGCAAUUUUAUGCAAAAACUGGGAUCACAUUAUCUGUGCCAUAGAAAAGAUGAUAAUACCAAGAUGAAUCUACAAUUCCAGAGCCUUUCUAUUUUUAAUAUUUUAAAAAUACUUCUAAACAAACUGCCAGAUCUUAAAUUUUGCAGUGUAGCUGUGCUGAAUGGAUGAAGAAUUUCCCUUCUGGAUAUAAAUACGUAAGAUCACACUCUGGCUGGUGAUCAGUUAUGCUGCAUGGAAUGAGCCGAAUCUAUUAUAAAUUGGUAACUUGUGUAAAUCUUUUUGCCUUAAUCCAGUUAACUGUUCUAGGAGGAGUGUUGAAGAACCUAAGUAACAACAAUCCUUGCUGAGAGAGUUGUGUACUAAUAUGUGGUAAUCUAUAUCAUUUCACAUUUUAAAUAACAAGGUUUCUCUCCCCUUUAUGGAACAUAUGCAAAUUAUAAAGUGAGCUGAAAACGGUUUGGGAAAGACUAGCUUAUGUUUCCUGUAUUUUCCAAUGACCAACGUCUGAUAAGCAGACUUGUGAUGGAGCUUGGUAUUUGUUUGGCCUGUUGUUGAUGCUGGUCCAAGAAACAACAGUUAUUCUUGCAUAACUGAUUCUAGAGAGUGUUUGCCUUACAACUUAGUUAAUAUUCUCUUUUGAUUAUUUUAUGAACUUAAAAUAUAUGAAUGAAUGACCCAUGUGUUGAAUGAAUGAUGUGUUGAACCUGUUGUUCAUAUAAAGAAAUUUCUUUGCCUUUUGGGGAAAUCCCUGAAGCCUAAAAGGUAUAGCAUUUUGACAGAAAUGCAGAAUAGGAGAAAUGGUAGUCUUGUAUGGUUUGGAAUUAAGUGACCAGUAUCCAUAUGACCAAAGCCCCUCUCAAGUGUCAUUUUUGAUUGUGUGUACAGGGAGAAUGUCCUACAUAUGCUCUUCCCAAUAUACACCAUUUUGUGUGAAAGAGGCAAUGUACAUAUAUUUCAGCUUUGGAACAUACAUACCAGAAUCCUGAAAAUGCAUGCAUUGCCCCUUUCAGGCAAUCACCCUUAUCAGAAGAAUUGUGUGUCACUUCACCUCACCUCACCCAUGGUUAGAUGUAAUGCCUUGAAAACAGCUCAAGUGUGGGCAAUGGCACACAUAUAGAAGGAACAGAUUAAAUGUGGUAGUACAACCAGUUUAAAAUUUAUAGCCAUCUUGUUGGUUUGUUUUAUGCUUAAUGCCUUUUAUGCUUUCUAGUUCAGUGUUCUCUUCUUCCUAACUAUCUAUUGAUCAACCAACCUAUCUUUCAGCAUUUCUCUGAUGCUGCUCAUUGUUGGUCUCCUACCAACCUCUGGUUAUAUCAGGGUGGCAUUCUCAAACCAAUGUGUUUCAGUCUACAAUAACACCGCUAUCACUGUGAAGUUUGUAUUAAAAUAAAACUUCAUAUAAAAUAAUCCAUUUGUAUAAGCUAGUUGAAUAAAUCUGGCUAGGAGCACUGAGGUGGAAUUUUAUAUUAGUGUUUCUGUUGGGAUGUAAGUUUUCUUUAAAGAUCAAAGGACAUCUGCUUAUUUGAUUUUGAAUGGUGGUUGGGGAACAAUUCUAACACCAAUUAUGUGUUAAUAUCCUUAAAUCUUAUUCCGCCAACAUACUGCCAUCCUGUUGCACAUUUCCCAUUUAUUUCAAUAAAGCUUGUUUAAGGCACUUCCAGAUGUGUUUAGGGCACUUCCAGAUAAAGAACUUCUGUGAUUGAUGUAAUGUUGUGUAGAUGACCACUACUGCUAUAACAAGAACCUUGUCUAUAAUGGAAUAGUAAAGGGAAACUUUGCUGCCAGGGACAGCUGGAGAAAAUAAUUACUUUUUAAAAGUUGUGGAAAAUCUAUUUUUGAGUAUCAGCAGUGGAAUGUGCAGAAAAAUAAAUGAGAACUCUGUUUUUGAAGUU